This is a messenger RNA of Oryctolagus cuniculus (rabbit), 3051 nucleotides long. NCBI's taxonomy places the organism in Eukaryota, Metazoa, Chordata, Mammalia, Lagomorpha, Leporidae. The record is from RefSeq and is a predicted model, not a curated record.
AUAAAUUAGUAUUUUGCCUCAAAUUUAUUAGUUUGUCUAAAACCUUAAAAUCUGCAGAGUCGCACGGUGGCGCUGCAGGAUAAGAUGGUGAAAUGUUUUUAACAGCAGAAGGUCUGGUUUCCCCUUAAAGCGUGGAGCUUAGAGCGUUGGAGAAGCAGAAGAGGGCCUUGGAAAGGAAAUGUAGAGCACAAACCCUCGAAAUCAGGAUUACAAAUCUGUAGGUUUUCAAAGGUGCUGGCUGAUGAUGAGAGGAGCAGUUCCAAGAGCUGCUAGAGAUUUGGUUUGAAAGGUUUCUGAAGAAAGACGUUUGGCUACGCAGCCAUGGAGCUGGGAGAGGGAAGCUCGCCACCGAUCAGGCAAGUGCUGCUUUUGUUUGUUUGCCUGGGAGGGUCUUUGGUGUGUUCUGAGACCUGGAGCUAUUCAGUGGCAGAGGAAAUAGAGAUUGACUCCUUUAUAGCUAACGUGGUGAAAGACAUGAGUCCCAGCACGGAGGACCUCGCUGCACGGAGGGCCAGAGUGAUUUUUGACAGCUAUAAACCUUAUCUGCGUUUGGAUCUGCAGACUGGCAACUUGCUGGUAAAUGAGCGACUGGACAGGGAGGCACUCUGUGAUAUCAUUGAGCCAUGUGUAUUGCAUUUCCAGGUAUUAUUUGAAAACCCUUUGCAGUUUUUUUGGGCUGAGCUUUUGGUCAAAGACAUCAAUGAUCACGCUCCCACCUUCCUAGACAAAAAUAUACUUCUAAAAAUCUUAGAAGGUACUACUUCAGGAACCUCAUUCCCAAUGGAUAGUGCUCAAGAUUUAGAUGUAGGAAAGAAUGGUGUCCAAAAUUAUACAAUAACCCCCAAUCCUCAUUUCCACCUUAAAUUGCAAGACAAUGAUGAUGGCAGUAAAUACCCAGAGCUGAUACUGGAUCGACCUCUAGACCGUGAAAAGGAGCCAGAGCUUAGUUUGAUGCUGACAGCCUUAGAUGGUGGGUCACCGCCCAGGUCUGGGAUUGCCCUGAUUCGCGUGGUGGUCCUAGAUAUCAAUGACAAUGCCCCUGAGUUUGAGAAGCCGGUAUAUGAAGUUCAGGUGCCAGAGAACAGCCCUGUGGACUCCUUGAUCAUCAAGGUGUCCGCUUCAGACUUAGAUGCAGGGAUAAACGGAGAACUCUCCUAUUCGUUUUCCCACGUCUCCAGAGAUGCACGAAAAACAUUUGAAAUCCAUCCGAUUUCGGGUGAAGUUCAUUUAAAAGCACUUCUAGAUUUCGAGACAAUUCAGUCUUACACAAUUAACAUUCAGGCCAUUGACGGCGGAAGUCUUUCUGGAAAAGCAACCAUUUUAGUUCGUGUUGUAGAUGUGAAUGACAACCCACCAGAAAUAGCCAUGACGUCCCUCAUCAGCCCCAUCCCAGAAAACUCUUCACCUGAGAUGGUGGUCGCUGUUUUCAGUGUUCGAGAUCCAGACUCUGGAGAAAACGGAAGGACGGUUUGCUCCAUCCAGAAUGACCUCCCGUUUCUUUUGAAGCCAACUUUCAAGAACUUCUACACCCUGGUAACUGAGAGCCCGCUGGACAGGGAGACCAGGGCCGAGUACAACAUCACCAUCACCGUGUCCGACCUGGGCACGCCCAGGCUGACCACCCGGCACCACGUCGCGGUGCAGGUGUCCGACGUGAACGACAACGCCCCGGCCUUCAGCCAGGCCGCCUACACCCUGCUGGUGCGCGAGAACAACAGCCCCGGGCUGCUCAUCGGCUCCGUGAGCGCCAGCGACAGGGACGCGGGCGCCAACGCGCAGGUGACCUACUCGCUGCUGCCGCUGCCACAGCAGCCCGACGUGGCGGCGCUCGUGUCGGUGCACGCGGACAGCGGGCAGCUGUACGCGCUGCGCGCGCUCGACUACGAGGCCCUGCGCGCCUUCGAGUUCGGCGUGCGCGCCGCCGACCGCGGCUCCCCGGCGCUGAGCAGCGAGGCGCGCGUGCGCGUGCAGCUGCUGGACGCCAACGACCACGCGCCGGCCGUGCUGUACCCGCCGGCCAACGGCUCGGCCGCCUGCCCGGAGCUGGUGCCGCGCGCGGCCGACGCGGGCUACCUGGUGACCAAGGUGGUGGCGGUGGACGGCGACGCGGGCCAGAACGCCUGGCUGUCGUUCGAGCUGCUCAAGGCCACGGAGCCCGGGCUGUUCGGCGUGUGGGCGCACAGCGGCGAGGUGCGCACGGCGCGGCCGCUGAGCGAGCGCGACGCGCCCAGGCAGCGGCUGCUGGUGCUGGUGCGCGACCACGGCGAGCCGCCGCUGUCGGCCAGCGUCACGCUGCACGUGCUGCUGGUGGACGGCUUCUCGCAGCCCUACCUGGCGCUGCCCGAGGCGGCGGCGGCGGCCGAGGCGGCGCGGCCCGACUCGCUCACGGUGCAGCUGGUGGUGGCGCUGGCGGCGGUGUCGUCGCUCUUGGUGCUGAGUGUGCUGGCGCUGGUGGCGGCGCGGCUGUGCGGCGCGGGCGCGGGCGGGGGCGCGGGCGGUGUUGGUGUGGGGGCGGGGUGUGCGGUUGGCGGCGGCGGAGGCGGCGCGGGUGCGGAGGGCCGCUUCCCGGGGCCGCUGCUGGACGUGAGCGGCGGCGGGACGCUGUCGCACAGCUACCAGUACGAGGUGCGCCUGACGGGCGACGCUGGGACUGGGGAGUUCAAGUUCAUGAAGCCCAUUAGCCCUAAUUAUCAGGAUGCUUUCAGUAACUUGGAGGAAAACUCCACAUUUGUUAGUGGUCUUGGAUACAAUUAGCAAACUAUUGAUAUUUCAGAGCAUUUUAGGUAAGGAAUAGAUGGGUUUUUUCCCUGUUAGUUUUCUAUUAACCUUUUGUUUUUGUUGUUGUUCAUAUGGAAAUCCUAGUGUUUGCAUCAGUUUCCUAGUUAGGAGUUUAUAGAUCUUAUUGGGUUGUACCUCCACAGCCUCUUAUCUUUUAUUUUGAAGGAGACAAAUGGAUUUUCAACCUUAUUUAUUACUGAAAAGUCACCAAUAUUAGUUAAAUUUAUCAACUUUUCAACGUCCCGUUUGGAGAUGUUCCUAGUGCCAUUCUGU